Molecule: messenger RNA, 2898 nt
Organism: Ornithodoros turicata
Lineage: Eukaryota; Metazoa; Arthropoda; Arachnida; Ixodida; Argasidae
Gene: Myd88
Product: myeloid differentiation primary response protein MyD88-like
Exons: 7
Coding region: 178-1206 (342 amino acids)
Biological process (GO): Toll signaling pathway; MyD88-dependent toll-like receptor signaling pathway; toll-like receptor 4 signaling pathway
Cellular component (GO): plasma membrane
Molecular function (GO): TIR domain binding; Toll-like receptor binding
Source: RefSeq, a predicted model, not a curated record
UCCAGGUUCCAUUUCCACAGGUUCCACCAGCCAUGACGGCGGAAGUUAGUGAGGUGGGAAAGGUGAUAUUCGGAAAGUUUGAUUUGAUUUCUUUUCGUUGUCGAGGCCGAAAUGUGAGACCGGCAACCAUUUGAAAGACUGUUGACCCAAUUCAUCUGGAGUACUGUUGGGCAACAAAUGACCAAUUCCUUGCCAUCUGAGUCUGAGGCCUGGGAAGACGCCUCCUUGGCCGCUGUUGGACUACGAUGCAGAGCAGUCUUGGCACAGCGCCUUGAUGUGACCCAACUUCUGGUUGGACCUUAUGGCCACAGAGACUGGAGGGGAGUAGCAGCACUUGCAGGCUUCGAUAGAGACAACAUCCAGCUGCUGGAAGAGCGUGACGGAAGUCCAACGGAGGCGUUUCUAGAUGCGUGGGGUGCCUUUGGAAGACGGAAACCAGGAAACGUAAGGCUCCUACUGCAGCACCUUGAGUUGUUGGAGCGUUUCGACGUCAUCGACGACAUUUGGUCACUUCUUGUGUCCGACGUUGAAUCCUUCACGAGGAGACAGAAUGAAUCUCCCCUCGAACCCCUUCUUCCAAGCAUUGAAGAUGGUCCUGUGUAUGAUGCCUACGUGUGCUAUACGGAGGAAGAUCGACCAUUUGUGAAGACUCUGAUUCAACGCUUGGAGACGCCGGAGCUUGGCAUUCGCCUUUUUGUCCGGGAACGGGAUCUUCAAGCUGGAGUUUUAAAAUAUACCACCUUCUAUCAGCUCAUGGAAAAAUGGUGCCGCAAGACUAUUAUUGUCCUUUCUCCGGAAUUCCGCAAGUCACGAGAGUGCUGUAUGCAACAGAAGUUUGCCGAGACUAUUGAGAUACAGAAAGCCUCUCAGAAACUAAUCCCAGUCAUCUACAAGCCCUGUACCUUGGACAGCUCUGAUGGCCUCCUCAACAUGAUCUCCAAGAUUAAUUUCUGCAAACCGGAACUGCAGGACUGGGGCUGGAAUACUCUUAUUUGCUCCAUCAAAAGCACCGGUCAGAGCUCUUUCGUCGGACAAUCACCCCAAUUGACCUCCAUCAAGGCACCCAACGUCCCAGAAGAGCUGCCCAUUCCAGAGCUGUGCACCUCAACGAAGCAGAAGGCAAAGUGGUACCGUGGACUAUUCAACCGUAGAAGAAGCUCAUCGACAGCUUCCAGUGGCUUCCAGAGUAUGGCUAGUACAACGUAACGUAGGCACCAUGAAAACUGUUUGAGGACGUCGAGGAAAUAGAUACAAACUGUCCGACUACUACCAAUUGUCCACCCGUGGCAGACUGCCAGGACUGCCGGCCUAAGUGGAACCCAAGGUUGCUUGUUUCAUUCUGGCAGGGCACAAGUUGUCCGCACAUCCCAUCGUUAAUCUAAGAUGAUCGUAGUUGUCUCGCAGCGUAACCCUACAAAUGAUAAAUUACCGUGACUGUGCACACAAAAGAAACCUGAUGUCUUAUAUUUGGCUCGCAUCACUUUGGUUAUAUUGGCUCUGAACGGAUGACAUGGUAUAGCCAUGAUGUGUUGCAACAAGCCUGCUUUCUGCUGAUUUUACUCUACAGUUGCAGUCUACUUGGUGCCAGAGUUAAGCAUACUAUACUCUUGACAUUGCAUAACAGCCCUCUGUUGCACUGGUUCAUGACGUAGUACAUCCCAGAACUAAGAGGUUUCGGAAGGUGAUUGUGCUGGUGGAAGAGGAGGUGAAUAGAGCGUUGUCGCAUGCUUUAAAUGUCCCCGAGACACGUGUGAUCCAUGCGGUAGAAUCAACUUGUAGUUAGUUUGGGUGCGUUGGAAUCAAGCACGUAACAAUAAUAGCAAUAAUUGUUAUUAAUAUUAAUAAUUAUUUAUUUCAUGAACAACAGAAUGGCCUAUGCGGGCCGUCCUUACCAUCUGCAGUGUUGUCAUGAAUCUAUAUACUUACAUAGAAGAGAAUUAACAAAACAAAACACACACACAAAAUUCAUUACAUACCACAUGCACUAAACACAAGUUGAGGAAGCGUACUAAUGCCAAUGUACCGUAAUUCUGUAUGCGAUAGAACAAUGUAUCAUUCAACAGAUGUGCCUAAAAAUACAACACUUGCAUUAUGCGACUGUCAUUAUUUGUACAGCAGCCAUUUCUUAAUUUCUUUGCACUGAGUUUUGAGGUUUUGUGGAGCAUGUGUCCAGAGAUAGCAUUGAAAACUAUUGCAAUGUAGUGCUUCUUUUGAUAUUUACCAUAAAUUACAUUGUAUCAUGGAAGACUGGUGCGGGCCAAUCGAAUUCGGUCUACCUUUGUCCUGAAUUGCUGAUUAAAAUAAUAUUUUGAAGCAGCUACACGUUCGAACAGGCUUUUAAAGGACAAAAUCUUGUAUCUUGUUAUAUCCAUUUGUUUUUAUACAUUGCUAACUAUUUUCUCUAUCCACCUAGCUUGAUAUUCCGAGCAAUUUCUAAACAGUGAAAUGCCGUAUCCCAGCAUGCUUUCUACUAAUGAUUGGUACACACAAAGAACAAUCAAAUAACUUUCGGCGGUUCUCAAUGCGGUAAUCUACUUUCUGCCUCCUCAGGUCUGUGAUGCUGCUUAUCAAAUAAAAGUAACUUUGUAAAGAAACUUAUAAAUGGAACUGCCAAAUACUUUUAUGUUAGCAUUUUACAUUACAUGCCAAUUCAUCUGUUUGAAGGCUGGAUAGAUGUACUCAUAGCGUGUCAAAACUGAAUUGAAUGUGCCAUACACAAAGUCUUCCCUUUGGCCUUCUCUGGUAAUGUGACCCUUACGAGACUCGGAAGGACCUUAUUUAAGUCACUCUUUUCUCUUCCAUGGUUGCUUCACAAGUAUGUAUAGCAACUACCAUACGAUGAUGGGUUUUCUCAAUGUUUAAUUGCAUCUAUUUUACAUAAAUUGAUGGCGGAUCUAG